Lotus japonicus is the source of this 806-nucleotide messenger RNA. RefSeq names its product auxin-binding protein ABP19a-like. The transcript has a single exon. The coding region runs from base 34 to 660 and encodes 208 amino acids. NCBI's taxonomy places the organism in Eukaryota, Viridiplantae, Streptophyta, Magnoliopsida, Fabales, Fabaceae. Gene Ontology annotation, molecular function: manganese ion binding. Gene Ontology annotation, cellular component: cell wall. The record is from RefSeq and is a predicted model, not a curated record.
CCUACUAGUAAAACAUAACUCCAUUCAUCCAACAUGAACACAAUUUACAUUCUUUUCCUCUUCACUUUUCUCUCAACAACCUCCUAUGCUUCUGUCAAUGAUUUGUGUGUAGCAGACUUUAAAGGUCCAAGCACCCCUUCCGGCUACCACUGCAUGCCCCUCGCUAACUUAACCUCAGACGACUUCGUCUUCCACGGCUUGGUUGCCGGAAACACCACAAACUCCUUCAACGCCGCCUUAACCUCCGCGUUUGUCACUGAUUUCCCAGCCCUCAACGGCCUCGGCGUCUCCGCAGCAAGGUUGGACAUAGCGAAAGGCGGUUCGAUUCCGAUGCACACGCACCCUGGUGCUACUGAGUUGCUGAUGAUGGUGAAAGGUAAGAUCACUGCGGGGUUCAUGACACCUACCGCGCUUUACUCCAAGACGGUGAAGCCGGGAGAUAUCAUGGUUUUCCCGCAGGGGAUGUUGCAUUUUCAGGUGAAUUCUGGUGUGGGGACAGCUAAUGCUUUUCUUGCUUUCAGUAGUGAGAACCCUGGUGCCCAGCUACUUGAUCUUCUUCUGUUUGCUAAUGGAUUGGAUUCUGAUAUUGUGGCGAAAACUACGUUUCUUGAUCUUGCUCAAGUGAAGAAGCUUAAAGCUCGUUUUAAUGGGAAAAACUAGUUAGGACUAGUGCUUGGAAUUCCAUCAAUCGUUUCAAUAAUCAUCGUUAGUAAUAAUUUUUUGUGCGUGCUUGCUUUGCCAUUUUUAUGUUCCAGUCCAUCCCAAUUGUGAUAUACUAAUAUAUAUAUGGUUUGAUUUGUGAUUUU